GUUUUCUUCUCUUAGAACAAACAAACUUAAAUGUGUAUAGAUCGCUGUGGCUUAAUGGAGAGAAUCGGAUACGUGGGUUAUAUCGUUCUAAACGCUUUGUCGAGCAUCUAAGUACGUUAGAAAAAUGCUUUUUGUGGACUACAGAUAAUACCUUAACUGACACUAUACCCGUGCUUGACAUAAAUGAUAUCGAUCGGUUGUGCGAAUUUCCUGAAUCCUUUUAAUCUGUAUUUUGUAUGCGUAAUAUAUGUUUUAUUUUUUCUCUAAAUAAACCUUUUAUGUAUUAUUUUGUUCUUUUUGUGGUACGCCUGUGUGAUUGACUUCUCUUUCUCCCUGAUAUUACUAUUGUUGUCUUUUAUUUUAAUGUGAAUUGUUGUCCUCAAUAUUAGUAAGAUUUAUCUAAUUAUGUAAAACUUGCUCUUGUACUGUAAGGACCCUACGGGUCACAGUUAUCUGGCAAAUAAAUAAAAAAUGACUGACUUUUAUUUAAUUUUUUCUCAAAUAUCAUAAUGACAACAACCGUCAUCUGAUUAUACCGUUCAGACACCACGAGUUAAUCUUCUCAUUAUUCUCUGAUCAAAGAUGAUUUGAACCGGCUCAUUAGAAAAAGAUCAAAAGAAAAAUCAGUUUUUAAAAACGAAGUUAAUAAUUAUUUUCAUUGAUAGAGUUAUACAGUAUGUGCGUGUGUAUAUGUGUACAAGUAAGCAGCAGAAACAAAGAGUAGUUUUAUGAUAAACUGUGUCUUCAGUAAAUAUGAGACAUUUUUGCUGUCUUUAUGUCUGUUCAAGAAGAACGCUAAAUGUUCUCUUAAUAUGUCUUGAUCUAAUGUGUAUAGAAAAAGUCUCAUUCAAUGACACAUCUGUAUGAUUUUAAUGAAGCUGUUAGUAAGCUUGAAGGCGAAGUGACACUCGGAUUGCGUUUAAUUCAUUAUAAAAAUCGUCAUGGCCAAACGUAUGAAAAUCGUCCAUGCGAUAUUAAAAUUCAACAUGAUGUGAAUCGUGAUGGACGAUGUGAUACUGCAUUUUUAUUUUGUCUUGUCGAACUUCCAUUUCAAAAUCCGCAUAAUUGUACAUUAGGUGAUUAUUUUACAGGAUUUGUCGGAGCAGAUGAUAUUCAUUUUAUUAACAUUGAUGAUAAUGAUACACACAUUCGACCAUACAUGCAACAACGAUCACAUACUACAUCACUAUGGUUUUUACCCACAAUAUAUUUUAAAUUUAAAUAUCCCAAGAAUGGUAUUGGUCUCAUUGUGGAAGUGUUUGAUGUUGAUGAUUUACAAAAUCAAAUGUUUCAUGAUUCAAUUGAUUUUUAUGGACGAACAUUAUUAGAUAUUAGAUUAUCCACGUCAAAACAGACAGCUCAAUUACAACAUAUUGUAUUGAGAAGUUUAUUUGGUAGUUAUACUAACUUAACUGUAGACUUUUCACUAUAUUGUUCUGAAAAUUAUUAUGGACACGAUUGUAAUACGUAUUGUAUUGGAAAUGAUCGAUAUACUUGUGAUUUACAAUUAGGAAAAAAAUUAUGUAACAAAGGAUAUUUUGGACAAGAUUGUUUAAGUGAUCUUCAAGCGUGUGAAAAUAAUCCAUGUUUGCAUAAUGGCACGUGUGUAGUAUAUUUACGUGAUUAUGUGUGUCAAUGUUCGGACGGUUUUACAGGAAGAUCAUGUGAAAUUAAAGUGCAAACUACUGGUUGUAAUUCGUCUUCUUGUAUCCAUGGUCGAUGUAGUAAAAAUAAUAAAUGUAUCUGUGAAGAAGGAUGGACUUCACCAAAUUGUAAUCAAUCUAUAUCAGAUUAUAUUGGAGGUUGUUAUAACAAUCCUUGUUUACAUAAUUCAACGUGUGAAAGUUUAGAUAAUAAAAAUAAAUCGUAUCAGUGUCAUUGUCGUCCUACACAUACGGGAAAACAUUGUGAAGUUGAAAUUUUAACAACAUGUGAGAGAAUUCCAUGCGUAAAUGGUCAAUGUGUAAAAGUUGGGUUAUAUAAUGAAAUUUGUAUUUGUCAACCUUAUUGGUCUGGAAUUGAUUGCACAAAACCAUAUAUAGCAACUACAGAGAAACGUCGUUCAGUUAUCACAAAUACAUUAGUACCAAUAAAUCUUAGUGCAAAACGCAUAUCCGUUCGUUCAACUACACUUAAAACAACUCAUAUUCCGAGUACAUUUUUUCCUCAAUGGAAUCGUCAUCGUCCAACAACGUCAAUUAAAUUUAAUAAGAGUGAUGAUGUAAAAGAAUAUCUCGACUGGUUAAACGAACAAUAUGGUGAUCAAUUAUCAGCACAAAUUCUCUUUCCAAAAACGUCAAUAAUUGUAGAACAUCAAUAUACAACAACAGCGUUUAAUCCAUAUAAACAUACACCAUGUUUGAGUGCACCAUGUCUUCAUAAUUCAACAUGUGUCAUUUUAUCUCAACAAAAUUUCCAUUGUGUAUGUCAAAAUGGUUAUAUUGGAGUGUAUUGUGAAAUACAACAAAAUUUGUGUGAAAGUAACCCAUGUAGCAAUAAUGGUGUCUGUGUCACAAAGGCAAAUAAUGAAAUACAAUGUUUAUGUCCACCAGUAUUUAGUGGAAAAUUUUGUGAACAACUAGCUCUAUCUCAACUGCCUGUAUCUGCAUUCAAAUGUAAAAGACAAUGUCAAAAUGGAGGAUUAUGUUUAACAAAUGAGCAUAAUGAAGAAGAAUGUAUUUGUAAACAAUCGUUUACCGGUGUUAACUGUGAAUUGAUUAAACCUACUAAAGAAGUAAACAUGGGACAAAAUUGCUCUAAAUCGAAUGAUAAACUUUGUAUGGAUCCUUGUGUCUCCAAUCCUUGUCUCUACAAUGGUACAUGUUCAUCAGCCAUUCACAACUAUACGUGCUCUUGUGAUAAAAAUAGACUUGGUAUUAGAUGUGAAAUUGAAUCACAAGAUUCCUCAGAUGCAUCGAUAUCAGUUCGAGAUUCUUCACAUGAUGAUACAACUGAUUUGUGGCCUUUAGCAAUUGUAUUCGGUUAUGUGUUUUCACUCAUGCUUGUAUUUAUUAUCAUAUGGUUUCUGUGGUAUGGUUUAACAAUUCGUCCAUCUUCCAGUCUGUUUUUUCGUUCUGACCUUCGUUUUGAUAAUCACCGUCAUCUUGCUCAAACUCAGCGUAUCGAUCGUUUAGCUCCAUCACGAAUAGGUGUGGCUAAUCCGUUAUUUUUUCAUCAUAGCGCCGAUAAAUACAGUCCAAGUCCUAGUAUAGGUUGGACAAAUACACCACGAUCAUUAAACAGAUAG
Messenger RNA from Didymodactylos carnosus, 3247 nucleotides. Lineage: Eukaryota; Metazoa; Rotifera; Eurotatoria; Philodinida; Philodinidae. The record is from the annotation of a GenBank genome assembly.